AUCAGUUAUCUCCCUAAUCUGUCCCUACUUGUUUGAAAAAAAAACACACAUUGCGCUGAAAAGAUGCAAAAUACUGUUUAUCAUCUUCAUCAUUCAUCAACUUAACAAAAAAAAAAACCUUAUUUUGGUGGUCUAACACUUAACUAGGCAAUUAUCAAUGUCAUUAUGAAUCCUGCACCAGCAACUCAUGCAGAAGGAACAGGGGACCCCACAUGGGAAAAACUUAGAGAUUCAGAUAAAAGCAAAGGAACGAGGAAGCAAAGGCAAGAUUUCUGGACAAUUUGACAGAUGCAGUCAGUUUUUUUUUCUGUGGUACUAUUAUUAUUCCACCAAUGAAAAGGAGUAAACAGGAUGUGUGAUAGAUUACUGUAAGUACAAGUAAGCCAAAGAAUAUCUGUCAGGAAAUCUUGGUCUUGAUUUGCUAAAAUACUUAUUUUUUUUACUCUAAAAGGUAGAGAUAUAUAUCAAUGGGUAUGGCCUGAAGUUUGAAUUUUUGGCCAUUUUUGGGGACCUGUCAUUUUCAAUAAUAUGGCUGCAAAUACGAUGCCGGCUCUUAGCUCUUUGGAACUUAUGCUGAAACAACUCCAGAAAAAUGAGGAUGAUCAGCCAGAGGAUGUGCCUCCAGCUCUUCCAAGUCGCCCUGUCAUAAGGGCUCGUCUACCUCGGUCCAGAAAUCGGCCACCCUUUACUUCCUCGAGCAAUAUUUGUGAAGAUUAUGGGAGGAAAAAGGGCAGAUUGUGUGUUUCCAUUGAAUCAGAUUAUCACCUUGGAUCAUCUGCAUUUUUAGCUGAUUCGGCUAAUGGAUCAACUGAGGGAUUUGAGUCCAAAAACAAUGAAGAUGGUGCAGCAGAGAAGACUGGCAUCUUCGAUUGUGGAAAAGAAGGAAGACUGGAGCAGAUACCGGGGAGCCACAGAGAUCCUAAUGUUGAACAAAUGUGCUUGUGUGAUCAUGAUCUUGACAGAGGAGUUAUUACACUUCAAUCAUUUGUCCGUGGUGAAAAUGCAAGAAAGCAUUUUGCUAAAAAGAUGACAGCGAUAGCAGUAAUACAGAAACGUGUGAAAGGUCAUCUCAGAAGUAGAUUGUUAGAAGAAGAAGAUCCGGCAAUCAAAUACUUGCAAUCAAGUGUUCGAGCUUGGUUGGCAUGGCGGCACCUUAAUUCUAUAGAUCAAAGAGAAAAACUACUUACAUGGGAUGCUAGGACUAUGAAAAACCUCGAGAAGAAGGAUCAGGUGGAGGUUCCAUAUUCAGUUCUAGUUGAUCUUCAAAGGCGAGUGCUGAAAACGGAGGCGCUAUUGGAUCAGAAGAAAGAGGAAAAUGCUUCUUUAAGGCUACAAAUAAAGCAACUGGAGAGAAAAAGACAGCAACAUGAGGCAAAGAUGAAAUCCAUGGAAAAGACAUGGCAAGAUCAGUUAACAUCUAUGCAAGUGAGUUUGCUUUACAGUUUACUUCACUGCUCUUUCGAAUGCAAGUUUCAAUUCAUCAAACAAAUUAGACAUUCCAGAUCAACGAACACCCAGCUCAGCUAAAUUUUGCCUUAGAAUGAGGCAUUGUAAAGCUCCCUCUUGCUGAAAUGCAAGGUCCAAGGAUAAGCUGAAAUUUUGCUACUUAGCAUUUAUUUGAUCGGGCUAUUCGUGUAAUCUAUGCAUAGAAACACAUAAAUAUUACCUAAAGAACAUCUUAUUAGUUUGCACGUAAAGAAUUAAUUAGAAGUGAACUAGCUUGAGAAAAAUACUGUCUGUUAUAAUGCAGGAAACUUUAGCAGGAGCAGCAACUAAAAGGAAUCCUAAAAGUUCUGCGGGCAAACUUGGAAUGCUUUUUGCUUUACCAGAAGAUCAUGAUGAAGAUGAUGAUGAUGAUGAUUCACCCCUUACUAUCAGAGCAAGGCUGAAUUCCAAUCAGAUCAUCGACCACGAAAGAGCAAUGUCGGAUGAAAAUGCUGGCAUCCUGAUUCGAGAUGAGUUGGAACAGCAGGCAGCUUGCAGCGCUAAUCAAGAGGAGGAGCUACAGAAACUGAAGCUCAAAUUUAAAACAUGGAAGAAAGACUUCAAGACUAAAUUGGUUGUGGCAAAAACUACAAUUAAGAAGCUAGGCAACUCUGAUGGAGGGAGGACUAGUGGUCACAAGAAAUGGUGGGCAAGAUAAAAAGGAAAGAAGGGCUUUAAAACUGUGGUGUCUGUUCAGUUGUCAUGUGUUAACUCUUACAACACAAGAGGAAGUGGAUUUUCUAUGGACAAAUCAGCUGGCAGAUCGAAGGCACUUACUGAUUCAUGGGAUGCUGCAUUUUACAAUGUUAGUGCUGAUUAGUCCUCAUUCUUUUAUCCAUUUAUGAUGUAUCAGCAAACAAUCAAUCGUCCAGAAAUGCUGGAGAUUAGUAAGUACAAACAAAAUUUCGUUACCUUCAGCAGUUCAUCUCAAUCCCUUGCAAGUUUCUUGGCAUGGAAAAACUUGGUACCCUUUGAUCUUAGUAUUCAGG
This is a messenger RNA of Oldenlandia corymbosa var. corymbosa, 2474 nucleotides long. The record is from the annotation of a GenBank genome assembly. Lineage: Eukaryota; Viridiplantae; Streptophyta; Magnoliopsida; Gentianales; Rubiaceae.